This is a messenger RNA of Ectocarpus siliculosus, 258 nucleotides long. NCBI's taxonomy places the organism in Eukaryota, Phaeophyceae, Ectocarpales, Ectocarpaceae. The record is from the annotation of a GenBank genome assembly.
AUGUUUUUCAUGUUGCUGGUGCCCUUGCAGUCGUCAGGUCUGCCGCCCAAGGUUGUCUCUACGGCCAGGAGCGAGUGGGAGCAGACGAUGCAGGUGGUCAUCACCCUUUUUCUCGACAAGCGAAGCGGGCGUUUUCAGGACAAGGAGUACAAGCUGCGGCUGGUUCAGGCGGAGGAAGGCUGCACUAUCAUCAUGGCCCCGGCGUUGGCUACCUUUACCCUUGACGCCAGUCUAUACGCGCACCUGGGAGCGGGGUGA